AUGAGGAGAAACUUCACCUCAGUGACUGAGUUCAUCCUUCUGGGACUUACUAGCCGUGUGGAGCUUCAGCUUCUCCUUUUCGUGCUGUUUCUGGUGGUCUAUAUGGUCACAGUGGUAGGCAACCUGGGGAUGAUCCUGCUCAUCCAGGCCAAUGCCAGGCUGCACACACCCAUGUACUUUUUCCUGAGCCACUUGUCCUUUGUGGAUGUGUGCUUCUCUUCCAACGUGACCCCAAAGAUGCUCCAGAUUUUCAUUUCAGAGAGGAAAACUAUUUCCUAUUCUGCGUGCUUGGUCCAGUGUUACCUCUUCAUUGCCUUGGUCCACGUUGAGUUCUACAUCCUGGCUCUGAUGGCCUUUGAUCGGUAUAUGGCCAUCUGCAACCCUCUGCUCUAUGGUGGCAAGAUGUCCCAGAGCGUCUGCCGGUCCCUUGUCACUGUGCCUUAUGUGUAUGGAGCACUCACCGGGCUGAUGGAGACCAUGUGGACAUACACUCUGGCUUUCUGUGGCCACAAUGAAAUCAAUCACUUCUACUGUGCUGACCCACCUCUGAUCAAGCUGGCUUGUUCUGACACUUACCGCAAAGAAACCUCCAUGUACAUUGUAGCUGGAUUCAACCUCUCCCUCUCCCUGCUCAUCAUUCUCACCUCCUACCUGUAUAUUUUUCCUGCUAUUCUGAGGAUCAGCUCUACAGAAGGCAAGCACAAAGCUUUUUCCACCUGUGGCUCCCAUUUGACAGCUGUCACCGUAUUCUAUGCAACUCUCUUCUUCAUGUAUCUCAGACCCACUUCCGAAGAAUCUGUGGAACAAGGCAAAAUGGUGGCUGUGUUUUAUACCACAGUCAUUCCCAUGCUGAACCCUAUGAUUUACAGCUUGAGGAAUAAAGAUGUGAAAGAUGCAAUAAGCAAAGAACUGUCACGGAAAAAUGCCUUUUUCUAA
Molecule: messenger RNA, 936 nt
Organism: Psammomys obesus (fat sand rat)
Lineage: Eukaryota; Metazoa; Chordata; Mammalia; Rodentia; Muridae
Product: olfactory receptor 5M8-like
Exons: 1
Coding region: 1-936 (311 amino acids)
Biological process (GO): G protein-coupled receptor signaling pathway; sensory perception of smell
Cellular component (GO): membrane
Molecular function (GO): odorant binding; olfactory receptor activity; G protein-coupled receptor activity
Source: RefSeq, a predicted model, not a curated record